GAACGAAUAGCCACUGAUAUUGGCCCGACACCUACACUCGAAGUUGCAGAAAUCUCAACAAAGCGUACACCAAAAUUACUUGUUGAUCUUCCAACGGAUGGCGUCACUACAGAAUCAACAAAAUCUGUACCAGAGAUAUAUUCCCAACACCCACCUGUUACGGAUGCGUCUAAGGAAUGGUUGAGCACCACCCCAAUAGAGGAAUCUCCGUACUGUAGAGUGAAUGCGAACAUGGAUUUGCUUUUGCUCAUUGAUGCCUCCAGCAGCGUUAAAAUUAUCGAUUAUCGAAUCAUGAAGGAAUUUAUACAGAAGUUUUUGUUAAUGCACUUUAAUCUCCAGCGACAUCGUGUCCGAGUCGGUGUUAUUAAAUACGGUAAAAAAGUAGAGGUACCUGUAACUCUAGGAGAUUACGAUUCUCCUGAAGAGCUUUUAAAAAGAUUGAGUGAAACUAAACGUGUACGAGGCAAACCUCGUCUUGCGGCAGCUCUUGAAGAAGCGUAUAGUGAAUUUUCUGUAUCUAGCACGCCGGAACAGGAAAAAGCUAUCAUCAUUUUCUCGAACGGACCAUUUAGCUGCUUCGACUUCUAUUUUAGUGGCGACGUUGCCGUAGAGGCUGAGAAGCUACGUAACGAGGUAACACCUCUUAUAUUUUUGGUAAAUGGAGGAAAGGACGGCGAUUCUGAACAAGAUUUAGCAGUCGUCGGAAAGGGUCAUCCAGAUAGGAUAACAAAAUUAUCUCAUUGGGCUGACAGUAGUCCUAUGCUGAUUGGACCGAUUGCGAAUGUCGUAUGCAAAGUACGACAUGUUAAACAGAUUAUUGGUGAUGCAACGGAAGAAACUUGGUCUCCAAGAGAGACGACUCAACCUGGAGAUCGGACGACGGCAGUUCGGAUUUGUGAUAGAAUUGAAUACAAGCUCGAUAUCAUCUUCGUCCUCGAAUCUUCAGACAACGUAACAGAUGAGGAAUAUUAUAAAAUUAAAGAUGCCCUAAAUGAAUUAAUUGAAAAAAAUCUGGAUCUUUCUCCUGAUGUGGUUCAAGUUGGCUUUAUUGAGUACAGUUCGGAAACAUACAUACCGAUUGCUCUUGGACAUUAUGAAGACAAAGAACAGUUGUUCAAGGAAAUUGAUAAAAGAAAGCGCAUGAGAGGAACUCCGGUUUUACUUCGAGGCUUGGAUGCUGUAAAAGAGCAAUUUAGAGCGCAUGGACGGGAAGACGUAUCUCGAGCUGUUCUUUUAAUCACAAAAGGAAAUAACCGGGGCAAUGCAGCUUUUGCUGUUCAAGACUUAAGAGAAAAGUACAAAGUUGAUAUUUUUUUCGUUGCGAUUGAUGCGUCUGAAUUGGGUCUAGCAAGUUUGAGGCGAUUAUUAGACGAUGAACAUUCUUCGGAACGAUUACUUUCAUUCAAGAGCGCUCAGGCGUUACUUGACGAAGGAGUCGAAAGGAUGGGGAAUGCCCUAUGUGGUUAUAUUGGCGGUGCAGACGUGGAGUCUUAUACGGAGCAACCUUCGAGUUAUAAAACCACCAAACGAGAAAUUUCUCCUCUCGAUUUUACAGAAGUCGCUGCUGCUUCUAUCAGCCCUAUAUUUGAAACCCCAGAAAAAUUUACUGCCUUGUGUAAAGAUGAACAACUUCGUCCUUAUCAGUUCACAAUUAUUGUGGACAUUACGGGCAGGUCUCCAGAAAAUGAUUUUAAACAAGCACUUUUCUACAUUGCCAAAUUCAUGAAAUCGCGAUUCCCUCCUGAGAAUAUUCGCAUGCAGAUGAAUCUAAUUACUGUAAACAGCACGAGAGCUAUUGAAAAGGCAUCGAAUUUUGAUGUCAACGAUGUGUUUCAAAACCUCGGAACUGUUGAGCAAGAAAAAGGCGAUGAGUUGUCAGCUCCACUGGGUUUGAGUAUUAACAGAGGCAUUGCGGUAGCGAAUAAGAAUGCCUUUAAAGGAGUCAAACAAUUUCUGUUUGUCGUUAGUGCUGACGGCACUAGCAGUGACGAUGCUGUUCCUGCUACUGAAAAGGCCCAAAGUCUUGGUUUGAACGUCAUAUUCCUCUCAAUUAGAGAACCAGCAAGUAACUUACUUACAGAACUUGCCGGAAACGACCCGAAAAGGGUAAUUCGUAUUGCUGACUGGUCGGUAUCUGAAAAUAUAUUCGAUGCUUGGUUUGCACAUAUAAUAUGCAGUGAGGUAACUGCUGUAAAAUUUCUAACCACUGAACAGGCAUCUACGACGCCAGCUGCUUCUCCUGUUGCGGUUUCUAUUAGCCAGCCUGUAAGCCAACCUUCCAACCUUAAAGUAAUUCCCAUCUCACCUUCUGCCGUUUCUGUUAGUUGGACUUGCUGUACGAACACGAGAACGUCCUAUUAUGUCUUGGUAACCUCCGACGAUUCGCUUCCUAAGUCUGAAUGGCAAAGAAUCGGUGCAACAUGUCGUGAAAGUUUCGGCAAACGUAUUGGAAACUUGAGUGCUGAAAUAAAGUAUUUGAUAUGCGUAAUGACUGAAGAAGCAGCUUUGAAUAAAUCUCGUCCAGUUGAUUUGAGUAACUGUGAAACUGUCAAAUUGACUGAAGAUACAACAGCUCCUCCUGAUUACGAGCCUGUAGGAGAUCGUGCAACGAAAUGCCAAUGUCUGUGUUCAGAGAAGGGUGAGGCAGUAGUACGCCCAACCUGUAGUGAUGCUAUUGAUCCAUUUAGACCGAUUUCGACGUUACCUCCAACGACCUCAGAGGAGUGUCCGUGUCGUGUAAGUUCUCACGGCGGCAGAUGUCCUAGUGGAUACUACCUCUAUAAGGGAUCUUGCUACGAUAUUGACGAGUGCCAACAACAAAACGGUGGCUGUUCACACGGCUGCGUUAAUAUACCUGGAGGUUUUUAUUGCGCUUGCCCUCUUGAUAUGAUAAGAGAUCCUUUGAAUCCUAAAAAGUGUGUUGAAGCAGCUAAGGCUUUCGAUGGAAUAGCUCUUUUACUGGGACAAUAUGUGGAAGCAAAUCAGCGAGCAGCAGGUAUCCCUACUCCAGUUUUCGGUGAGGGAAAACCAGUACGAUACAAGGCAUCUAUAAAAUCACCUGAUGAUAAAACAAUCUCACUUGAGUGGUCAGCUAUUCCGACUGCUGUACGUCGAGCAUUGAAAUGG
Messenger RNA from Enterobius vermicularis (human pinworm), 3126 nucleotides. NCBI's taxonomy places the organism in Eukaryota, Metazoa, Nematoda, Chromadorea, Rhabditida, Oxyuridae. The record is from the annotation of a GenBank genome assembly.